Messenger RNA from Gymnodraco acuticeps, 6839 nucleotides. Its product is annotated as transcription activator BRG1. Gene Ontology annotation, biological process: positive regulation of transcription by RNA polymerase II. The transcript has 33 exons. Gene Ontology annotation, cellular component: nucleus. The record is from RefSeq and is a predicted model, not a curated record. NCBI's taxonomy places the organism in Eukaryota, Metazoa, Chordata, Actinopteri, Perciformes, Bathydraconidae. Bases 34 to 5013 code for a protein of 1659 amino acids. Gene Ontology annotation, molecular function: transcription factor binding; ATP binding; histone binding.
UGCUGCUCACCCAGGAGCAGGAGAUCCAGGCCGAUGUCCACCCCAGAUCCCCCCAUGGGAAGCACACCUCGCCCAGGUCCUUCCCCUGGCCCAGGUCCCUCCCCCGGGGCUAUGCUAGGCCCCAGCCCAGGGCCCUCUCCAGGCUCCUCUCACAGUAUGAUGGGCCCCAGCCCCGGCCCUCCCUCUGGGCACCCCCAGCUAGUGCCCUCUGGAUACGGCCAGGAGAGCAUGCACCCUCUGCACAAACCCAUGGAGAGCAUGCAUGAGAAGAGCCUGAGUGAGGAAAGUCGCUUCAGUCAGAUGAAGGGACUGUCUCUGAGACAGGGCGGGCACAGUGGCAUGGGCCCUCCACCCAGUCCUCUGGACCAACACUCACAAGGUUACCACUCUCCGUUGGGGGGCUCUGACCACUCCAGCCCCGUCCCUUCAAACGGCCCCCCCUCUGGACCUCUCAUGCCAUCCUCCUCUUCCUCCUCUGGUUGUCCCAGCUCUGCCUCUACACCUUUAGACGGUCCCGGUGUAGAUCAGCACACUCUGGGUCCCACUAACCGGCCUGGCCCCCCCGGCCCCAGUCCAGGACCCAGCAUGGGCCUCGGUGUCUCUACCCUUGUAUCUGGCCUUGAGUCUGGAGGCCCUCCUGGUCCUGGAGGUCCUGGUGGCCCGACUCCCUUCAACCAGAACCAGCUCAACCAGCUCAGAGCCCAGAUCAUGGCUUAUAAGAUGCUGGCCCGGGGUCAGCCCCUGCCAGAUCACCUCCAGAUGGCUGUCCAAGGGAAGAGGCCAAUGCCUGGGAUGCAGCAGCCAAUGCAAAGCCUGGUUCCUGGAGGGGGAGGCGGGCUGAUGGGGGGACCAGCAGGGCCCAUACUAGGGCCGGGGAUGAUGGGUUCCGGCUAUGGCCGAGUUCAUGGAAUGAUGGGUCCCAACAUGCCUCCUCCAGUCCCAUCAGCUACUCCAGUUGGGAUGCAGAUGCAAAACCCAAACGGACCUCCCAAAUCCUGGCCAGAAGGCCCCCUGGUGAAUGCAGCAGCCCCCUCUAACGCACCCCAGAAGCUAAUUCCCCCUCUUUCCACUGGCCGGCCCUCAGUUCCUCCAGCUGCCUCUCGAGUAAUGCCUCCACAGACCCAGUCCCCCGGCCAGCCGGCACAGCCCACUCCCAUGAUGCCUUUCCACACCAAGCAGAACCGCAUCACCCCCAUCCAAAAACCCUGCGGCCUCGACCCAGUGGAGAUUCUACAGGAGAGGGAGUUCAGGUUACAGGCUCGGAUCACUCAUCGUAUUGCUGAGCUGGAGAACCUGCCAGGCUCUCUGGCUGGUGACCUGCGUACAAAAGCUACUAUUGAGCUCAAAGCCCUCCGACUGCUUAACUUCCAGAGACAGUUGCGUCAAGAGGUGGUGGUGUGCAUGCACCGGGACACAGCUCUAGAGACGGCCCUCGAUGCCAAGGCCUACAAGCGAAGCAAGCAUCAGUCUCUGCGAGAGGCGCGCAUCACAGAGAAACUGGAGAAGCAGCAGAAGAUUGAGCAAGAGCGCAAACGAAGGCAGAAACAUCAGGAGUACCUGAACAGCAUCCUGCAGCAUGCCAAAGACUUCAAAGAGUACCACCGCUCCAUCACAGGCAAAAUGCAGAAGCUGACAAAAGCAGUGGCCACCUACCACGCCAACACUGAGCGGGAGCAGAAGAAAGAGAACGAGCGUAUUGAGAAAGAGAGGAUGAGGAGGCUCAUGGCCGAGGAUGAGGAGGGCUAUCGUAAACUGAUCGACCAGAAGAAGGAUAAGCGCCUGGCCUACCUGCUGCAGCAGACUGACGAGUACGUGGCCAACCUCACCGAUCUGGUCCGAGCUCACAAAGCUGCGCAGGCCCUCAAGGAGAAAAAGAAGAAGAAGAAGAAGAAGAAGAAAAAGAAGAAGUUGGAGAGUGCUGAGGGUCAGACUCCUGCCAUGGGUCCUGAUGGAGAGCCUCUGGAUGAGACGAGUCAGAUGAGUGACCUUCCGGUGAAGGUCAUCCACGUGGACAGCGGGAAGAUCCUGACAGGGGUGGACGCUCCUAGAGCCGGACAGCUGGAGACCUGGCUGGAGAUGAACCCUGGUUAUGAGGUGGCUCCUCGCUCAGACAGCGAGGAGGAGGAAGAGGAGGAGGAGGAAGAGGAGGAGCCUCAGCCGUCAACUAACCAGGUGGAGGAGAAGAAGAAGAUUACAGAUCCCGACUGCAAGGACGUGUCAGAGGUGGACGUCCGACACGUCAUCGAAAAUGCUAAACAGGACGUGGAUGAUGAAUAUAGCGGAGCAGCGUUCGCCCGAAGCCUCCAGUCGUAUUACGCUGUUGCUCACGCUGUCACGGAGAAGGUGGACAAACAGUCCACUUUUUUAAUAAAUGGACAACUCAAACAGUAUCAGGUUAAAGGAUUGGAGUGGCUGGUUUCCCUCUACAACAAUAACCUGAACGGGAUCCUGGCUGAUGAGAUGGGCCUGGGGAAAACCAUCCAGACUAUCGCCCUCAUCACGUACCUCAUGGAGCACAAGCGGCUCAACGGCGCCUACCUCAUCAUCGUACCACUCUCAACUCUUUCUAACUGGGUGUAUGAGUUUGACAAAUGGGCACCGACAGUCGUGAAAGUGUCCUACAAGGGGUCUCCUGCUGCAAGAAAAGCCUUUGUGCCUCAACUGCGCAGUGGAAAGUUUAACGUUUUACUCACCACUUACGAGUACAUCAUCAAGGAUAAACAAGUGCUGGCCAAGAUUCGUUGGAAGUACAUGAUUGUGGACGAGGGCCACCGGAUGAAGAACCACCACUGUAAGCUGACCCAGGUUCUGAACACACACUACCUGGCCCCGCGCCGUGUACUGCUCACAGGAACGCCGCUGCAGAACAAACUACCCGAGCUCUGGGCGCUGCUCAACUUCCUGCUGCCCACCAUAUUCAAGAGCUGCAUCACCUUCGAGCAGUGGUUCAACGCCCCUUUCGCUAUGACAGGAGAGAAGGUUGAUCUUAAUGAAGAGGAGACCAUCUUGAUUAUCCGUCGUCUCCAUAAAGUCCUUCGCCCCUUCCUCUUGCGCAGAUUAAAGAAGGAGGUGGAGGCCCAGCUUCCAGAGAAGGUGGAGUACGUGAUAAAGUGUGACAUGUCGUCUCUUCAGAGAGUGCUUUACAGGCACAUGCAAGCCAAGGGGGUCCUGCUCACUGACGGAUCAGAAAAGGACAAGAAGGGUAAAGGAGGCACAAAGACACUGAUGAACACCAUCAUGCAGCUGAGGAAGAUCUGUAACCACCCUUACAUGUUUCAUCAAAUAGAGGAAUCUUUCUCUGAACAUUUAGGAUUAUCUGGUGGGAUAGUCCAGGGUCUUGACCUGUAUCGGGCAUCAGGAAAGUUUGAGGUGUUGGAUCGAAUCCUGCCAAAGCUCAACGCCACAAACCACAGAGUGCUGCUCUUCUGUCAGAUGACCACUCUCAUGACCAUCAUGGAGGACUACUUUGCUUAUCGCGGCUUCAAGUAUCUGCGCCUGGAUGGUACCACAAAGGCUGAUGAUAGAGGAAUGUUACUGAAGACUUUUAAUGAACCAGGGUCAGACUACUUUAUCUUCCUCCUGAGCACAAGAGCCGGAGGCCUCGGCCUCAACCUGCAGUCUGCGGACACUGUGAUUAUUUUUGACUCUGACUGGAACCCACAUCAGGACCUGCAGGCUCAGGACAGAGCUCACCGUAUUGGUCAGCUAAACGAGGUGCGAGUGCUGCGUUUGUGCACGGUAAACAGCGUCGAAGAGAAAAUCCUGGCUGCUGCCAAAUACAAACUGAACGUGGACCAAAAGGUCAUUCAGGCUGGCAUGUUUGACCAGAAGUCUUCGAGCCAUGAGCGCAAGGCCUUCCUGCAGGCCAUCCUGGAACACGAGGAGCAAGACGAGGUCGGGGAUCAGGAAGUGUGUCUACGAAUUAAUGAGGAGGAUGAGGUGCCAGACGACGAGACGGUCAACCAGAUGAUCGCCAGGAGUGAGGACGAGUUCGACCAGUUCAUGCGUAUGGACCUUGACCGCCGUCGUGAGGAAGCCCGUAACCCGCGGAGAAAACCUCGUCUGAUGGAGGAGGACGAGCUGCCCACUUGGAUCAUGAAGGAUGACGCUGAGGUUGAACGUCUGACCUGUGAGGAGGAAGAGGAGAAAUUGUUUGGAAGAGGGUCUCGAGAGCGGAAGGAGGUGGACUACAGCGACUCACUGACGGAGAAGCAAUGGCUCAAGGCAAUAGAGGAAGGCAAACUAGAUGAGUUGGAGGAGGAGGUACGGCACAAGAAGACCACCCGCAAGAGGAAGAGAGACCGCGACCUGGACCUCCCCGGUCCCUCCUCUUCCCUGGGGGGACGAGGGCGAGGGGACAAGGAUGAUGACGGGAAGAGGCAAAGGAAGAGGGGGCGACCACCUGCUGAUAAACUCUCCCCCAACCCCCCCUCCCUCUCAAAGAAGAUGAGGAAGAUCGUAGAUGCUGUCAUCAAGUAUAAAGACAGCGCCAGUGGUCGUCAGCUGAGCGAAGUGUUCAUCCAGCUGCCGUCUCGAAAGGAGCUUCCAGAGUACUACGAACUAAUCCGCAAGCCUGUGGACUUCAGAAAGAUCAAGGAGAAGAUUCGAGGACAUCACUACCGCAGUAUGGGUGACCUGGAGCGAGACGUCAUGCUGCUCUUUCAAAACGCUCAGACCUUCAACCUGGAGGGAUCCCUGAUCUAUGAAGACUCCAUCGUCCUCCAGUCAGUGUUUACCAGUCUGAGGCAGAAGAUCGAGGAGGAAAGUGAGGGAGAGGAGAGUGAGGAAGAGGAAGAUGAUCUGGAAGAAGGUUCAGAGUCCGAAUCACACACAGUGAAAAUGAAGAUCCGUUUGGGAAAGAAGGAUAAAUCUGGAGAUCGGGGGAAGGGUCGCAGCAGACGAACAGGACGCAACAGAGCCAAACCGGUUGUUAGUGAUGACGACUCUGAGGAUGAGCAGGAAGAGGAGCGUUCCCCCAGUGCCACCGACGAGGAGUCCGGAAUUGUAAUGUAGAAGAGAAGGGGGAACAAAGGGAUAUUCCACCAACUCAAGUACUGCAUUCAUAGAAAAUAAGAUAUGCCUCUGUCUACUCCACCCACCCUUGGUCAAAUGUCAAAGCACUCAAAUGGAAAAUGUGUUUUGUAAAACAAUCAAUUCAGGAACAACACGCAUUCAAUAUCAUAAAAUACACAAAUGUAUUGGACUAUGCACAUUGCAUUUCACGCUACUGCUCGGUGCAAAAUGGUCCUUAAAAAAAAGGAGUGUAUUUAUCUUUUUUGGGAAUAUAAUGAAAGUUUUUGAUCAGUUGUAUUGAGAAUUGUAUCUGCGUACUGGUGUUUAAAACACUACUCGGAGUCAGCUCGACUUAAAAAAAUACAGGAAAAUACACUGAAGCCAUUUUAUAGUCAUUAUAUUUCUGAGUUGCACAAUUACAACACCUUCCUUAAAGUCAUUUAACAUUUAUAAACAGCAUAUUAACAUUCAAGACAUUGCUGAUAAUAUAUUAUGAAGAAGUUGAACACACACCUAUAAGGACCAUAAGGUUUUUUUGAUGUACAGUAACUAUAAUUCUCCUAUGAAGACAUGUUGUAUAUUAUUAGAACCGUGUUUUACUUUAAUUACAUUAAUUGUCUGUUUAAAAACCAGCCUCAUCUAAUCUGUGACUGCAGGAGCAGUUAUAGCUUUUGAGAAUUACAUGAAUAAAUGCUUACAAGUACAUUAAAGUCUGUUAUAAACCACCUACUUAAUGUUGAUAUACUGAUAUAAAUGCUAAAUAGGAGGACUUAAAUUGCUCCCAGUCAAACUAAUCCCAGAGAAUUAAAAAUUCAGUUAGUUAAACUUAUUUAAUUGUAUAUGACAUCUAUAUUUAUUAAGAUGUUCUUAUUUUUUGGGGCAAGUUGUAAUACAAAAUGAAUCCUUAGCAAACCUGAGAAGAACUGGCGGGAACCAGUAAUGUGAACUAAACAACCUUGAAUGUAAACCGAAGAUGUUUUCCCCCAGUUUCCUAACAUGAUGUUUUGCCUCUGCUUCUCUGUAGCAGUGUUGUAACAACAGUAGGCCGCUUUGGAGCCACUGUGAUUACCGAGGUGUGUGCACAUCACAUAUUUGUGACCGGGGCUCACUGUUUGAGUUGGAAAUCCAGCCAGAUGUGGGCACAGGGUGUUUCCAGACUUCUCAGAAGCUCUUUAGCAAUUCACCAAAGUCAUUACCUGACUGAGGUUCAAUAGUGUUGGGUCCAGGUCACUAUAAAGUACAGUAUAAAAACAACCUCGCUGCUGCUGCUGCAUACUUGCUACACUUCCAAUAUAAGCACUUAUAACUGUUGAUUGUAGACUUAAAGAAUCAUGAGGUCGCAAUUAAUCAAUGAGUACUGUAGCUUUAAUUGCUUCUCCUUCAGUUGUUGUGUGGUGAUUUUAGGAUUUCAGUAGUAAUUUAUGUAGUUUUAAUGUUUUUUUAUUUGAAGACAAAGGACCAGAGGGACAGUGGCUCCUCUCUGCUUGUGAUUGCCUCAUGGCUUUACUGUGUUGGAUAUACUGUAUAGAGUAUUUUUUGAGUAUAAUGUCGAUGCACGUGUGUACAGCUCGCAAGUUCAGUACUGUACUUUUUUCACAAUGUAACUAGAGUGAACAACAUACAACCAUAGCAUCAACAUUUUCUCCACAACAUUAUAAAAAUGUGUCUGUGUAGUGGUCAUCAUUGCUGGGACUCAGAACGUAACAAUACAGUGAAAGCGAUUGUUGUUGUGUGAUGUAGUGCUGAGAUGAUUUAUGGUUUUGCCAGGUGACUGAAAUUAAUCAGCAAUUGUAUUAAUAAAUGCUGUGAGUCACGUUUUUUUGUAA